AUGGUGGAGAUAGGUGCUCCUCAGCAAUCCGCCGACGAUAGCUUAGAAAACGCCGAAUGGUAUUGGGGUGACAUUACCAGAGAUGAAGCCAAUGAAAAACUCAAAGACACAAGUGAUGGUACCUUCCUUGUCCGCAAUGCUUCCAAUAAAGACAAUGGUUACACAUUAACUGUAAGAAAGGGAGGUACCAAUAAGUUAAUAAAAAUUUAUUAUCAAGAUGGCCGCUACGGAUUCUGUGAACCUUUCGAAUUCAACUCAAUUGUCGAUCUUAUUAGAUUUUAUACGGAAUAUUCACUGGAGCAUUGCAAUAGUAGCCUGAACAUCAAGCUUAUGUACCCAUUGUCGAGGCAUCAAGAAAAUGAUGUAGGUGAAAACAUCAGUGAUGAAACAUUAGAAACACGGUACAAAAACAUCCAUAAAGAAUUUGUAUUGAAAACGAGAGACUACGAUGAAAGAUCAGACAAAUAUAUGAGACUCAGGGAAGAAGUGAAAUUCAAAAGACAAGCUUUAGAUGCUUUCAAAGAAACGGUGAAAGUAUGCGAGGACCAUCUCAAACUUCAAGAGAAGAUGCAGUCAGAAGCUCAACCACAUGAAAAGAAUGAUCUUAUAGAAAACAAUAGACAGCUUAUAUCAAAAGUAAACAGCUUUAAACAAGCCAGAGCUCAACUUCACAAUAUACUUAGAGAAACAGUUGAAUCUAAUUUAUUAUUGGAAAGAGAAAUAACCAAACUGAAAUCGGAAAUCAUCAAUUUGUAUAAAAUAAAAGAUCGCUACAAAAAGUUAUUACAAAGACGGGGGAAAACUGAAGAAUAUUUGCAGGCUCUAGAAGAAGACAAUAUACAUAAGUUAGAAAAACUAUAUGCCCACAGAGAAAUGGUAACUUGGAUGGUGGAAAAUUGUACCAGGGAUAUGGCGGAGAAGUUACUGAAAGGAAAGCCUCAAGGAACUUUUCUUAUUCGACCAAAUUCUACUGGCCAACUCGCACUCUCCAUAUGUUGUAACAAUAUGGUCUAUCAUUGUAUAAUUUUCAAGACUGAAAGAGGUUACGGUUUUGCAGAACCUUAUAAUAUUCAUAAGACAUUAAAUGAACUUGUACUGCAUUAUGCUGCAAACUCAUUAGACGAACACAAUGAACAGUUACGAACAUCUUUGAAAUAUCCUGUGAAUGCACACUUAGUGAAAAAACCGGAUAAGGAAAUGCAUCAUGAAUCCCACCUCCAGCCAUAUCAUCGCAAACAAAGGAAACAAAGACAGCCUCUGCCGUAA
Danaus chrysippus (African queen) is the source of this 1266-nucleotide messenger RNA. Lineage: Eukaryota; Metazoa; Arthropoda; Insecta; Lepidoptera; Nymphalidae. The record is from the annotation of a GenBank genome assembly.